Molecule: messenger RNA, 1235 nt
Organism: Drosophila serrata
Lineage: Eukaryota; Metazoa; Arthropoda; Insecta; Diptera; Drosophilidae
Product: tRNA-queuosine alpha-mannosyltransferase
Molecular function (GO): glycosyltransferase activity
Source: RefSeq, a predicted model, not a curated record
GAAAAAAGAAAAGACGCUAGCUCAUCGACGCUAAUUUGACGGACAUUCGAUAUUAAGAUGUAUUUAUAAAUAAAACAAUGUUUAAUUAAUUAAACAUAAACCUUUGACUAUAUGUCUGCCAAGCCGCGCAUCCUGAUUAUUGAGCCGUUCUACGGUGGCAGCCACAAACAGCUAAUCACCGCCGUCAUCGAUCGUCUUAAUCCAACCGACUAUGAACUCUUCACCCUGCCUGCCAAGAAGUGGCACUGGCGGGCACGCACCUCCGCCCUCUACUUCUCCCAGUUGAUACCGCUGGACCACCAGUACACGGUGCUCUUCACCAGCUCCGUGCUCAGCCUGGCCGAGCUGAUAGGACUGCGUCCCGAUCUGGGCUCAUGCCGGAAGAUUGUGUACUUUCACGAGAAUCAGCUCAUCUAUCCUGUGCGAGAGGUGAAGACCCGUGACUGCCAAUAUGGACUGAAUGAGAUACUCACCUGCCUCGUUGCCGACACAGUGCUCUUUAAUUCCCACUUCAAUCGGACCUCCUUCCUGGACAACGUGCAGCCCUUUCUUAAUAUCCAGCCUGACUUUCGGAUAAAGAAUAUUCGGGAGAAAGUGGAAAAGAAAUGCGAGGUUCUGUACUUUCCCAUCAGGUUCAGCGAGUUCCCUAGCCGGCUGGAGAAUUCCCUCCGUGCGGAGGGCGAGCCCGAAUGCCUGCAUCUGGUUUGGCCCCAUCGCUGGGAGCACGACAAGAAUCCCGAGCUGUUGGCCGAAGUACUCAUUGGGUUAAACGAGCGCCAAGUGGACUUCAAGGUGACCAUAUGUGGCGAGAGCUAUCAAACAGUUCCUCAGCCCUUUGAACGCCUGCAGGAGAAGCUGGGCACCAAGCUCAUCAGCUAUGGGGCAUUAUCCCGCGAGGACUAUGUGAAAACACUGCUUGCUGGCGACAUUGUCAUCUCGACUGCUGACCACGAGUUCUUUGGCGUGGCCAUGCUGGAAGCCACCUAUUGCGGCUGCUAUCCCAUUGCGCCCAACAAGUUGGUGUACCCGGAGAUAUAUCCAAAGGAAAACCUAUACAACACCUCCAAUGCCCUGAUCAAGAUGCUAGCCAACUUGUGCCGCAAUCCACGAGUGUUUCGCACGCGUCGUGAUAAGUUCUUUGAGAUGUUCUCCUUUAAUCCCUACUCGGCGGAGCACCUGCUUCCUAUUUAUCUAGAUAAAAUAAAAGGAGACUAAGGUGGAAGAGAUAAGAUAAA